Daldinia childiae is the source of this 948-nucleotide messenger RNA. RefSeq lists its product as uncharacterized. The record is from RefSeq and is a predicted model, not a curated record. Lineage: Eukaryota; Fungi; Ascomycota; Sordariomycetes; Xylariales; Hypoxylaceae. The transcript has a single exon. Bases 1 to 948 code for a protein of 315 amino acids.
AUGCGCCAAUCACGCAUUAUCCUACACUGCGCAAUUCUUAUCACAGCCCCCCUCGUUGGUUCCCUGAAAAUAGCGAGUGCGUUUGGAGUCUUAGAAUGGACACCGGAGCUUGUCGCUAAAGAGGAUUAUUUCAAGGGAGAUAUGGAUAUUGUAAAUGGUGGUAUCUCAAGUCUAUUUAACGACUCGACCGUUGACCUCGGGUCGAAUUCAGAGACCCAGCUCCUCCUGCAGUUCGGUUCUCAUAAGAACCUUCGGAUGAUUGGCACUGUCGCGGAAGUAUAUUAUCGUAUCGUGGCCAACAGGAAGUCUGGGAUUCGCACCCUUGAGGAUCUUAAGGGGAAAAGGAUUGGGAGUCUGAACACAACUUCAUCCGAAUACUUUGUCCAGACGUACCUUGCGACAGUAGGUCUAGAACCGGUAGACUAUACGGUUGUAAAUGGACUGGGGUGUUUACAAGAGCCCUGUGCUGCCGAUACGUUCCCCGCCAUGCUUAGAAAUGGAAGUAUCGACGCCAUCGGGAUGUGGGAGCCAUCAGUCGAGUUAGGAAUUGAGACCCUCGGCCCCGAUGCUGUUGUGUUCGGGGACAACCAGACUGUGUACCGAGAAAUAUACAAUCUAGCCACCACAACCGACAAGCUCAACGAGCCUAAAAAGAGGCAUGAAAUAGUGAGGUACCUUAAGGCCUUAAAGCAAGCGGAUGAUGUUUUCCAAAGCGAUCCUGCAAAUAUUAUUGCUCGAGCCGCAGAGGCUGUUAAGACUAAUAUCACGGUACUGAAAGCAGCCUGGCAUGUUCAUAAGUGGGAUGUCCGUAUGCCGCCUGAUAUUCUAGAAGUGCUAGUCGAAGAAGACAAGUUUGUGGCUUCCUAUGCUAAACGGGAUGUGUUUUCACGAGACUCCCUGGCUAUGCUUAUAGACGAAAGUGUCUUGAAGGAAGCUCUGGAGGCUUGA